AUGCAUGCUUUUACCUCCAAACUCUCAAUUUAGUGUUUUCAAUAACUGAUUCCAGAAAUAACACAAAAAACUAGAAGAUAAAAAAAACUAGAUUAAAUAGAAGAUUAUGUCAAGAUAUACGAAAUCUACUUGAAAAUGCUUCUGGGUCAAGAUAUUGGGCGUGCAGAUGAAAAACGAUUUUAUGCUCUCAACAAUAUUCCAUAAAUAGAUGAAAAUACAAUAAUGGAAUUUGAUUUACCAGAAGCAGUCAUAAGUCUUCCCAACCCAGAUUUGAUUCCAGAUGAAUACGAUUACAGUAUAAAGCAAUUUGAAAUUUUUGAAUAAAUUGUAAAGUCUCUUUAGAUAGAUGAUAAGUCAAUUUAUGAUAAACUAUUUAUAAAGGCUUUGGAAAAUGCCUUCACUCACCUCGCUGAUCGCAAAAUAUAUUCGUUAUUUGAAUUAAAAACAAGAAAUAUAGACUCAAAUCAACAAUAACAAAGAAAUACUUUGGUAUAAUUUGGAACUUCGUAAUAAUUAUUUCAAAAAUCCCCAGAUAGAAGUCCCAAUUCCCUAAUUCUUGUGGAGAACAUCGUCAAUUAGUUGAAUAGAACAUCCGAUUUCCCUGUUUAUAAAAAAGAAGAUCCAAUGAGUAAAUUAGUGAAAAAGUUUAGAAAUUAUUUAAAAGAUAACAUCUCACAUUAUGCAGGCAGUUUACAUAAUAUCACUGAUUGUUUAUAAAUUGACAUGCAUAAAUUGGAAUACGUUUAAAAGAAGGCCUACAGUUAAGGAGAAUACCUCAAAAGAUAAGGUUAAUCUUGGUUUCGAACAAGAAAUGAAACCCAAGAUAUUUUGACUCUCAUCAGAAAUGCUUUGAUAAUUUAACUAUCUAGAAAAGGAUUCAAUGUGAAAUCGUUUAUAUCCAAAGAUGGAUAAACCAUCUAUCUUUGUUUGUAUAUGACAGAAAAGAUGCUCGAAAUUGCUGCUGAAAAUUUCGCAUUGCCAAAGAAAUUAAGCUUUUGUUUCACAGAUCUUCUGUCUUUAGAACCUGUGGACAAAUAGUAUCGUCCUUUAAGAUUGAAUGGCAGACUCUGGAGACCAGAUGAAUAUGAUAAUUCUCCUUAUUUAGAAUACUUACGACCCCUGAUCAUUGAUUAAAUAAGAUAGAUUAAUUUCAAAAGAUUGGCUAGAGAAGUAGGCCAAAGUGGUUUAAAUAUUGAGUUAUUUGAAUAUGGAAAGUCUGAUUUAUAUGGAGAUUAGGAUGGGCCAACGGAUGAGGAGUGGACAGCAUAUUAUAAAUAUUUGGUUCAUUUAAAUAAGCAUAUAUAGAUUGAAAGAAGUAAGCAUCAAAUAGAUAGUGACAUUGCUCUAUGUGUAGAUGGAUAAAAGACAGUUGAACAACUAUAUGGAAUUAGAACUAAUAGAAAAGAAUAGAUUAAUUAAUUUACUGAUUUAAGCGACGACGCCUCUGACAAAAUAAGUGAAAUGUAUGAAAAAGUAAGAGAAUUAAUAGAUCUCUCGUACAAUGUUCCUUUGAUAGCUGAUCUACCAAAAUUAAAAUCCAUCAAAUUGAUCAAAUAGCAAUAAUUAGCUCAUAAUUAUUUGAACAUAUUUCAAGAGGCUCUUAAGGUUGCCAAUUGUUCUCAACACUAUAUAAAAACAAUUUGGGAUAGGUACCAUUAAAAACCUUUUGAAUUAUAUGUGCCUUUUAAAAUUAAUUUCAUUGGGGAAUCCUUAAAGAACAUUGCCAAAUACAAACUUAAAUGGUGCAGAUACAUUAAAAAUGAAUAAAACUAAAUUACAUUGUUUCCAAAUAAUGAAAGAUUGAAAUUAGCAUCUUCCGUUAUUACUCAAACAAUUAAUUUAAAUACUUUAAUCAAUUUAUAGUUUGUCAAACAACUAUUCAGUUUGCAUGAUCAAUAUGAGUUGUUUGGCCAAUGUAAAAGUAUCUAAAAAGCAGUAAGUGAAGAAAAGCAUAACUAUAAGAAAAAGCCUUUUGAUAUUGCAAGUGAAUGGAAUCUGGAUUAUUUACAUCCAUGGAUUAUACCAACUGAUAACAUUUGUUCCUAUUUUGGGGAGAAGAUAGGAUUGUACUUUGAAUUUACUUCUUACUUCAUUAAAUUUUCAACUCCUAUGGCAGCCUUAGGACUGUUAUUUAGUGUGUUAAUGUACAUAUCAUAGAACUACAAUAAUGAAGUAUACACAGCAACCGUAUCGGUUUUUUCCAUUUUAAUAGUCCAUUGGAAUUCCUUUUAAACAGACUGCUGGCAUUAAUAGUAGUUAACUUUUAAUCUCAAGUUUGGAUAAAAUAGAAAUGUUAAAGAGAGCAUUAUACGUAGUUCAUUUAAAGGAUAAAAUGUAAGGUCAAUUGAGAGUGAUGAAUUGAAUUCAAUUGGAGUUAUACACUCGAAAUUCAUUCAGAGAUUGGUUAUAUCUAUUUUCAUCUUAAUAUUUCUGAUUGGAUCUGAUAUUGGAAGAAUAAUUGGAUUAUACUUCUUUAAUUUGUAUCUAAAGUCAGAAUUCAUAGAUUUAGGAAAUUACUUUUAAUAUUUUGAGAUCAUAGUGACAGCUUCACUCAAUUAUGUCAUUUAAUUAUUAAUCAGUUCGUUUUAUGAACAAAUUGCUACUAUUUUAACAGAUUUCGAGAAUUUCUAGACUUCUUAUCAAUAUGAAACUAGUUAUAUCAUAAAAAAAUACACAUUACAUUGUUCCUCUCAGGUUGUCCCAUUGUUGAUGGUUAGUUUUCUGAAUUCCCCUUUGCAGUUGUAUUGCAAGGAAGAAAAUUGUAGACAUAAUGUUGAGUAUUAUUUUGGGACUACGAUGAUGUUGAUGUUUUUGAUGUAAGUGAUUAAAUUCCUAAUGACAUUCCAAAACGAUAUGGUGAAGAACCCUUAAAAGUUAUACCCAAACAACCAGCAAAGCUUGUGUGAUUUUAUUGAAAUUUAAGAACAAAGAAUUCCUUUUUAAAAAAGUGUUGAAAAAUAUGGAAACAUAGAUGAGCACAUGGACUUUUUUUUGUAAUUAACUUUAAUAAAUAUAUUCGGUUGUUUAUUUCCAUUUAGCGUAACCUUAUUUUGGAUUUGGACUAUCUUACAAGUGUAGAUAUCUAAAUUACGACUACUCUACAUUUCUCAAAGACCUUGGCCAAAAGGAGAUGGUUCUUUAGGGAUUUGGGAUGACUUUUUUUAGUUGAUUAAUUAUAUGACACUCCUAAGUAAUACAGGGUUGAUUUGCAUGUAUUAUUACGAAACAAUGAAAGAUCAAGUCAUCAUUCUAUUUUUAGCACUGUUGUUUUAUAACUUUUUUAUUAAAUACCUUACUAAUUCCAUAUUCGGUAAUUCUCCUAUCAUAUUGGAUCAAAUUGUGAAAAGAAGCCAAUAUAUAUUUAAAAGCAAUAUUUAAAGCAAAUCAAAAUUAAACAGAUUGUCCCAGCAAGAUAACAAAUACAAAUUGUAAAGAUGUCCACUUUUUAAAGUGUUUGGAUCAUCUAUCUAUCGUAAAUAUGAACGUUUCGAAACGAUUAGUUCUGAAGAUGAAAUUGCUGACUAUUACACUAAGAAUAGUAAAUAAAUUUCUAAGAGAUUAGUAUAUGAAGAAGAAAUGUUUAAUUUCAAGAUGAAUCAAUUAAAUCUUAAGAAUAAGUCGUAAUAGCAGCAGCAAUUUCUUACGACCAAUUAAAAUACUCAAAAGAAAAUAUAGGCAGAUUCGUUUGACUAAUCAAGUAACUAAAUAAUUGUCCCUGUCAAUGAGUUUGUAAAACAAGAGACAUACACUCGAAGAAAUAUGAAAUCGAAAAUAAAGGAUAGCAUGAAAAAAAUAAAAUAAGUCUAGAAAUUGAAUUAUGAUUUCCUGUUCAAAUACUACUCAAAUAGAUCCAUUCAUUGGGCUUUUAGAAUUCAAUCUUCUUCAAAGGGGGAAAAGUAACUCAUUCAAGUCAGAACCAAAAUUUGGAGAUUUUUCUUUAGAUUGAAUCUUCUCUCUAAUUAUAAUAUGUUUUGGACCGAUUAUAGAUUAUUUAUUGCUCAAAGUUAUAUUUAAAGGAAAUCCCAUUUAUUUCAUAAUUUGGAUUACAAGAGGUAUUUAAUUUUGAAAAAGAGUUUUGACAAACAACACGAAUACUAUAGAAAUUAGGCUAUGCUCAAAUUUAGAAAACAAUUUCAAUAAUUUGGUAAUACUCUCACAUCUGAAGAAGUCAAAGAAUACAAUGAAUUAGUUUAUAAAUAUCAGAACUUUAUUGAGAAGAGAUCUUGGUUAAACUGUAGAAAAGUAUAAAUAUUUAGAUACAAAGGUUUGUUUUUUAGAGGAUUUAGAAAAUAAACUCUAAGGAAGCAAUCUAUUUAAUAUGCGUUAGAGUACUAUGAGGCUAGUAAAAAGUUAGAGGAAAUUCAAUUUGAAUCAGACAUUCAUAAGAAAUUUGGAACUAUUGUUUAGUAUUCAUGCAUUCAGAGAUACAAUUUCACUCAAUUUAUUGAUUUAUUCAACAAAUUAGAAUACGAGUAAAAAAAGCAAUUUGUAUUCUCAUCUACAAGCAGUAGAACAAUUUAAAAAACCUAUUAUCUAGAGUCUUUGAAAUCAGAAGUUUAUAAGUAAGUCAUUGAUAAAGCUAAGGACACUUAUAUAUUUGAACAGCAUUCCUUAAAAGUUGAAGAAUAUGCAAUGCAAUAUUUUCUUGAUGAAAUAAAUUAGAUUCCCAAUAUAAAAAUGAAGAAACACUUGCAUGACAUACUUUGGAUAGUUAGCGUGGAGGAUAAAGAAUAUCUAAUGUAGUUUUUUUAAGUUAGACAUGGUUAGUAAUUGCAAUUUCAGCAAUAUCAUAAUGAUGGAUUGGGAGUGUAUCUUGGGGAGAGUUAGAACUAUAUUAAAUAAUUGAAUAUACUUGAUUAAAUUGACGACUUUUUUAUCAAAGGGUAUUGCAUAUCAUUAUAUCAAUGCUCAGAGUGUAAGAGUUUAUAUUAAGUAUUGUAAUUCAGAAAGAAAUACGCCUUAUAUUACACAUUGGAUGAGUUGAGACAAUUUAUAUUUGCUAAUUUAAAGAUAAUGACCAAACAUCAUAUAAUGAAUUUGUCGAUUUACAAUUAUAUACUUAUUCAAAAUGAAUACAUGAUUUUGAAUUCAGUCAAUUAGGACAACAAUUAAGUAUGGCAAUUAGUUUAAGUUGUUAUUGAAAUGAUCUAUCUAUAGCCAAUAGAAGAUUUUGAGCAAGCGUUGUAGAAUUUAGAUCAUCCCUUAAAAUACUUCUUAAUCGAAAUCAUUCAUGCUGACAAAACUCCGAUCCAAAUUCUUGACAUGAUGUUGGAUCAGAAAUCUUUUUGGGAGAUUGACUUUUAAUUAGCAUAUGCUUAAAAAGAGCAAUCUUAUCAAAUCUACAUGGAAAAUAUGAAGCAUCAAAUCAAUUUCCACCUUAGAAUCAAGUAAUUCGAUAAAUGCUUAAUUCUAAUAAAAGAAGUAGAAGAAUACCUAAGAAUCACUCAAUAUGAAACUACCUAAGAAUUGUUACCAUUUUUUGUAAAUUCGUUUUCUAAAAACCUUAGUCAUUACAUUUUGAGAUCGAAUGAAAUCAAAAAGGUUUUGGAUACUUUACUAAUUUAUUACUUUAAGAUUUGUGCUUUGUUUGCAGUCAGAAAAGAUUUCGAAAAUGAGAUAUCUUAAUUGAUUGAUGGGUUAAAAAGGUGCAGUGCAUAAAUCAGAGUAAUGUUUAGACAAUUAAGUUUGAAUGUGAAAUUAGAGAAUCUAUCAGAAAUUGAAUAAUGUAUAGUAUUGAAAAGGAAAUUGAAAUAAACGUCUGAAAAGUAAUCAUCUAUAAGUUCAUUUGAAAGGUUGAAUCUCAUAAAUACACUAAGAAAGAACUAGGACUAUAUUCUCGUGAUUGUUCAAUAUCAGACCUAAUUGCAAAGAUAUUUAAAUUAAUUUUAAACCAUUAAAGCAAUCGAUUACUAUUUCAAUCAAAAUUAUAUUAUGGCAGGAAUUCAAUACUUGGAUGUUAUAUCUAAUUAAGAAAAGUUAGUAUUAAGAGAACCAGCCCCUUAAUGUUUAAAUGUUCCACUUGACCACAGUCCAGGAUUAAUCAAUCUUGAAUAAACUUCACCUGUAGAAGAGGAACAAAUAGCUUUAGAUAACACAGAUACAAGAACCGGCUGUUUGAUUAAUGGAGAUCAGCUGUAUUGUACUUAGAUGCUUUACUUGAAAUUUUUAUAUUUGAUAAAUCUUUAUGAUAGUAAAAAUGAAUAAUUUUAAUAUUAUUACAACGACUUUUAGGAACUAAAUAGUAUAUAUGAACCAGUAUUUAAAUUUUAUCAAAAUUAAUUAAAAUUGUUAAGAAAAGAAGAUAUUCCUUAACAAGACUUACAGUAAGAAAUGAAGUGUGAGAUUGGAAAGUAUUUGUGUGUCAGCAUUAUGAAAUGGUAAGAAAUAUCGAGCCAUAAGUAUUUGCAUCUAUUUAAUUCUAAUGAUGAUGAAUUCAUUAAAAGAUAGAUAUUCAUCUUCUCUAAUCUGCAACGAACACUUGAAAAUAGGAGGUUUCUACUCUCUAAAAUUAAUUUCAAAUUACCUAUUACACUUGAUUCCUAUAAUUGUCUAGUUCAAAUUAAACUAAUUUAAUAACUCUUGCAUUUGGAUAACUCUUAACCUAUUAGUCAUUCCAUACCUAAAUAGAUUAAAACUAAAUCAAUUAGAUUUUCAAACAAAAUCUCUUAUGUAAGACUAUUGCAAGAAUAUCAUAACCAAUUUAAAAUAAGGAAGGACUCGUGGUUUUUCUAGUAAUGUUUAGAGGAACUGUAAAUGUUCUACUUUUUAUCUAUUUGCUUUGCCUAUUCCCCUAAACAUAUAGAAAAUCUAGAUUAAGGAGAAUCUGAGAUUGCCAACUAUGCUGUGUAAUAAAUAAAGAAAUUCUUAUCCAAACCAAAAUUCUACUGUUAAAUACUUAAAUGCACCCAAAUAAAUAAUAAAUAGGCAGGUUAAUUUUUGAUAGAUUCCUCCCUGCCUAAAUAUUAAUAAUACUAAAUAUUUUGUUAAUUUUUGAAUUGCAGUCUUAAAUAGCAUACUAGUCUAAAAAAAUCAAUACAGAUGAUAGAAGAUAGCAUAACAGACGAAAUCUAACCAUCUAUAAUAAUUCUGGGCUUAUUACACUCCUUUCUCUAUUUAUAAUAAGUAGAGAUUGUGGAUUUGAUUUAUAGUUUUACUUCGAGAUUGUUAGAGUCCUAAGCCUUCAUCUUCCAUAGAACCCAUCCAGGUUUCGAACAAGAUCUAUAGAUAAUAGAGAGUCUAUACAAAGACUCAAAUCAGUACAUACCAUACCCAUAAAGAUAUUUGUAUGAAUACACAAGCGACUUUAAAUAUUUUGAUGAUCCUAAAUUUCAUUCCUAAUACUUAUUAUUCAAUAUCCUGAUGAAUCAGGACUAUUUCCUGAUUUAGGAAAUCGUAUCAGAAUCUAUUUCGCAAUUAAAGAAUCAAACUAGUUUAAUUAGAUAUUUUGAUUUAUAUAAAUGCUAUUUGGAAGUUGUCAGUUCGAUGACUGGUCAGAUGGAGCCAAAACAACAAUUUAUACUUAAAUUAAAUGAUUACAGAGAGGGAACUUUGAUUUAUGCUAUUUUAGCUCAUUUCUAAUGCAAAUAUUACAUCAAUUUGAUUGACUUCGAGAAUGCCUUAAAAUACUCUCACAAAGUUCUUCAAUAUAUUAAUACAUUCCUUAAAUAGGAAAAGAUCAUAGUUUCGAUUGUGAACGAUGCCUUGCACCGAGAAUACCCAAUAAAUUCAACUCUAAAACAGCUAAAAAUAAUGGAAUAUGAGUACUUAAUAGAUGAAAGUGAGGAUUCCGAUUACAUUCAUUUAUUCAAUAAUGAUUUCAUGAAUGAAGCCAUUUUGAAUCACAUUCGAAUUCUAAUCAACUUAGAGUAGAACUUGCCUAAGAUAAAUCUGCUAUUCUAAUUGCAAUUAGGAUUAGACAAUAGAUUACAUGUUUCAUAACUUUAAAUGAUAUUUGCUGAAUACUUUAAAUUUCUGUAGUCUGUUGAGGAUUGGACAUUGAUAUAGUAGCUUAUUGAUGAUCCUGCAAAUUAAAUUGAAGAUAUCAAGUAGAAAAUUUAAAAUGAAGAGAAGAAACAAUAGGUGUAUUAUUCUCUGAAAUUGAAUAUUUUGGCUGAUGUGACUGAAAUUGAUUACAAAUUGAAGAUAUUGGAUUUUUAACUGAGUGUCUUUCAAGCCUGCAAAUCUGGAUUGAACAAAAAGUUAAUAAAUAAUUGGAUUUCAUAAAGUGCUCAAAAAGCGAUUGAUGGAUAUUUAAAAAUAUUACCAAUCAAACAGCAUAUGGUUCAUCCUAUUGUUUCAGUUAUGUAUCUAAUAUAAUGUGAGUCAUAUUAAUUUUUAAAUUAGAUUUAAAAAGCUUAAAAUAUGAUGGAUUUAGCUGAAAUCAGCUUAAAGAAUUGGUUUGAAGACAACAAGCAUCCCUUAAAGGGAUUGUUUUUCUUCUCUUAGGGGAAUCAUUGCAAAUGGCUGUAUAAGCAGUACCUUAGGUGUGUAUAGGAGAUUAUUGGAUUGAAUUAAUUUGAUGCUGUUGAAGUAAAGGCUAUUAUUUAGGGAUUGAUAAGUUAAGAUCCUUAAAUAAUAAAAAUGUUUGAUUACUAUCAUUCAAGUGUGAUAAAAUCAAUAGUCGGACACUUGACGAAUUACGUGUACUAAUAACUUGGUAAGCAUGUGAAAUAGAAUAUCUUCUACAAGUACACGAUAUCUGAUGCUCAAGACAUCCUGGAUGACAUCAUUUUCAUAAGUUCAAUAAAAGAACUAAAUGGGAUCUCCUAAUAUUUGGAUGCCUUAGCAAUAUUUAAUCACUUCGAGACUGAACACAAAUGCAUUGACAUCAUAAAGUGUGCUAUAAUUGCUGAAAAUUGA
This is a messenger RNA of Paramecium tetraurelia, 8859 nucleotides long. RefSeq lists its product as uncharacterized. Gene Ontology annotation, biological process: chloride transmembrane transport. The record is from RefSeq and is a predicted model, not a curated record. NCBI's taxonomy places the organism in Eukaryota, Ciliophora, Oligohymenophorea, Peniculida, Parameciidae. The transcript has 6 exons. Gene Ontology annotation, molecular function: chloride channel activity.